Messenger RNA from Suillus plorans, 687 nucleotides. Its product is annotated as DnaJ-domain-containing protein. Lineage: Eukaryota; Fungi; Basidiomycota; Agaricomycetes; Boletales; Suillaceae. Bases 1 to 687 code for a protein of 228 amino acids. The transcript has 6 exons. The record is from RefSeq and is a predicted model, not a curated record.
AUGUCGACAGGAACAUCAACACCUUCUAGUUCAAAGACACCCAUUUCGACAAGCGAUACGGAUAUAGAGCAGCUUCUCUCUCGGGAAGCAUCUGCCUUCCAGCGUGAGCUUGAGGUCGAGCGGAUUCUCAAGGCGUUCAAGCUCAACCCAUAUGAUAUUCUCGACAUAGACGAGUCUUCAAAGCCCGAAGGAAUAAAGCGCAGAUACCGGCAGCUGUCUCUCUUCAUCCAUCCUGACAAGACCCCCCACGCUCGUGCUCCAGAUGCAUUCGACCUUCUCAAGAAGGCUGAAUCCGAGCUAUCCGACACUGCCAAACGCGAAGCUCUCGACGCCACAAUUGCAGAGGCGCGCCUACAGCUCCUCCGCAGUCACGGUUUCUCUACGAGCACGCAGGACGAUGAUCCGAAACUUCGAGGACUAGUCCCGCCAUUUAAGGCGCAGUUGCGAGCAAAGGUGAAGGACUUGUUAAUUGAGGAAGAGGUUAGACGCAGGAAAGCGAUCAAGAUGAACCUUGCGAAUGAGGGACUGGAAGCUCGGAAAAAGGAGGAAGAAGUUGCUACAAGAAAACGUAAAGCGGAGGACGAUAAAACAUGGGAAGAGUCCCGUGAAACCCGUGUUGAUUCAUGGCGGUCAUUCAACAAUACCGCAAAGAAGAAGAAAAAGACGAAGGUUCAGAUCCUCGGAUGA